Molecule: messenger RNA, 358 nt
Organism: Prunus dulcis (almond)
Lineage: Eukaryota; Viridiplantae; Streptophyta; Magnoliopsida; Rosales; Rosaceae
Product: cysteine-rich and transmembrane domain-containing protein WIH2-like
Exons: 1
Coding region: 74-301 (75 amino acids)
Cellular component (GO): plasma membrane
Source: RefSeq, a predicted model, not a curated record
ACCAAAACACAAAUACUUCUCUACCUUAAUUUCAUUAUUUUCUUCUCUGUCUGAAUAUUAAUAUUCAAAGAUCAUGAGUUCAUCAGCUAAUAACUCCGGCGCAGCAUACCCUUCCCCACCUCAUUCCACAGCUCCAAGUCCUUAUUUUGUGCAGGCCCCACCACCUGCUGGUUAUCCAACAAGAGAUGGCCCAAAUCCCCAUGGACAUGCAGCUGUAGAAACUAAGUCAAAAGGUGAUGGCUUCUGGAAGGGAUGCUGUGCUGCCUUGUGCUGCUGUUGCGUUUUGGAUGCAUGUUUUUGAACAUCAUCCAGGAGAUUCUUGAAUUGCGAGCCCAAUUAUCCACAUAUAUAUAUAUAU